Messenger RNA from Yarrowia lipolytica CLIB122, 2319 nucleotides. RefSeq lists its product as uncharacterized. Gene Ontology annotation, cellular component: Golgi apparatus; early endosome; plasma membrane. Lineage: Eukaryota; Fungi; Ascomycota; Dipodascomycetes; Dipodascales. Gene Ontology annotation, biological process: transmembrane transport; chloride transport. Gene Ontology annotation, molecular function: voltage-gated chloride channel activity. The record is from RefSeq and is a predicted model, not a curated record.
AUGGUCACCACUCCGCGUGACUCGUUUGAUUCUCUGAUAUCAGAAAACAGCAAUCCUCAGAUCACAGAACCCGAACCCCCAUCUUCACCCAGAAACGUCUUCAGGCCAUUCACAGACACAAUCAACAGAGCACAAGCCCUUGCCUCUGCUGCUCUUACAGACGACUCUGAAUUCACAUACAACCACAACAUCUUCUACGAUGACAAAACUACUAUUGAUUGGAUGCACGAGUUUGCAAAAGAACGUCAGCAGCGAAGAAUAGCCUGGGAUACACCUGGAGUUCGAGGCCAGGCGCUACGAUUAGUCAACACUAGUCGCCGAUGGAUUAUCUUGAUUGGUACAGGUAUUGCGGUUGGUUUGAUUGCUGCGUGUAUCGACAUCACUAGUCAUUGGAUCGCGGAUGUAAGAUUGGGCUAUUGCCAGAACGCUUUCUACUUGUCACGUGACUCCUGCUGUUCUGGUAUUGCAACAAACGACCCUUGCCCCGGUUGGAUUGAGUGGAGCUCGUCGUAUUUUCUGCGGUACAUGAUGUACACUUUCAUCUGUGUCAUUUGUGCAACUUCUGCGUCUGUGUUGGUCAUCACAUACUCUCCACACUCAAAGCUGUCUGGUAUUUCGGAAAUCAAGACAAUUCUGGCAGGGUACAUUAUCAAGGGCUUCAUGGGCAAGUGGACUUUACUAAUCAAGUCUCUCGGACUGGGGCUAGCUGUUGGAUCUGGUGUUUGGGUUGGAAAAGAGGGUCCCUUGGUACACGUGGCCUGCUGUUGUGCGAACCUGCUCAUUAGAUACACGUCACGUGAGCAUAACGAGGCCCAGAAGCGUGAGAUUCUGUCAGCAGCGGCCGCAGCGGGUAUUUCUGUUGCUUUCGGAUCUCCCAUUGGAGGUGUUCUCUUCUCCCUAGAGCAAGUAUCGUACUACUUCCCUGACAAGACCAUGUGGCACAGUUUUGUGUGCGCAAUGAUUGCCGCUGUGACUCUGCAGUUCGUGAACCCUUUUAGAACAGGUAAGCUUGUGCUGUUCCAAGUCGAGUACGAUCGGCUCUGGCACCGAUUCGAGCUUGUGCCCUUCGCCAUUCUGGGUAUUUUUGGAGGUCUCUACGGAGCUUACUUCAUCAAGCUUAACCUCAAAUAUGCUAAAAUGCGCAAGACCACCUUCAUCAAAAACUUUCCCAUUCUGGAAGUUGCCAUUCUGGCUCUCAUCACAGGUCUCAUCAACUACCCCAAUGUCUACAUGCGACUCCAGCCCUCUGUUCUUCUGUCCUAUCUCUUCCAGGAAUGCAACGCUUCUACUCCAGAAGCUCUUUGUAACCUUGACAACUGGUCUCAGUCGGUGGCGCUUCUACUGUCAGCUUGUGGCCUAGGCUUCCUUCUUGCUUCUUAUUCUUUUGGAGUGGCGCUACCUGCUGGAAUCAUCAUCCCCAGUAUGUGUAUUGGGGCUCUCUUUGGUCGUGCAGUCGGUAUUCUCAUGGCUACAUGGCAUGAAACAAAUCGCGACUUUUUCCUCUUUGCCAGCUGUCCGGCUGAAGGUACAUGUGUCACUCCUGGUGUGUAUGCCGUUGUUGGUGCCGCCUCUGCUCUGGGAGGUGUUACAAGACUUACUAUCAGUAUUGUUGUCAUCACCUUCGAGCUCACUGGAGCUCUAAACUACGUGCUUCCCAUUAUGGCUGGUGUAAUGGUCAGUAAAUGGGUUGGAGACGCCAUUGGAGGUAAGAGGGGUAUCUACGAAAGCUGGAUCCAUGUGCUGAAUUUACCAUAUCUCGACAACAAGGACGACGAACCUGUUCCUGUUGUCUAUGUGAAGGAGUUUAUGACCAGCAUUGAUGAUCUUGUGGUUAUUCAGACCAACUCGAGUGACCACGUCAACACAAUCGACUCUCUCCAAUCGACUAUUUCAUCUUGCACCUUCCAGGGCUUCCCCAUCGUAAACCAAGAUACUAUUCUUCAGGGGUACAUUUUCCGAUCAGAGCUGAAGUUCAGUAUCGAUAAAGCUCUUUUGUUUGAUCACCUCACUGGUGAGACAGAGUGCGUAUUUGAAUCUCGGGAUGCUGAAGACUCUUCAUGUCUUCUUCUUCGUGAGUGGGUUGUUCAAGCUCCUCCCACAGUCACUUCUUCAGCUACUCUCCAGCUAGUGUCUAACAUGUUCUUCAAGCUGGGUCUGCGGUACAUUUGUGUGGUUGACAAGGGAAAGUUGGUUGGAUUGAUCACCAAGGAAGAUUUGUGGCGACUGUUCAAUUCGGAUCGACUGAAGACCAUGGCCGUCCCGAUUCUGGGAACUGUUAAUGAUGAGAGUAGGCAGGGACUGUUGCAUGAUGACGUUUAA